Molecule: messenger RNA, 1150 nt
Organism: Folsomia candida
Lineage: Eukaryota; Metazoa; Arthropoda; Collembola; Entomobryomorpha; Isotomidae
Product: protein TsetseEP
Exons: 3
Coding region: 36-968 (310 amino acids)
Cellular component (GO): extracellular matrix
Source: RefSeq, a predicted model, not a curated record
UUUGGCUACAACCAACCCAAAAAUGUCCCACAGAGAUGAUCAUCGCCAUAAAACCAAUUGGGAAAAGAUGGAACGCCUUUAGUUACUUGGACGACGUAACGCUAACUAUAUGUGUAUGUUUUAGAUACACUACUCACUUGCCAAAAAUGUUCAAACUACAAAUUGCAUUUUGCUGCAUCCUUGUGGCUUCUGUGGAAGGAGGUCUGAUAGCCUCAUCCGCCCCAGUGCUCAGAGAGUUGGACGCUUAUCCACAGUACAACUAUGGUUACUCGGUCCAAGACCCAAUCACUGGAGAUGUGAAAGGUCAGGAGGAGUCGAGGAAUGGGGAUGUUGUUCGUGGGCGAUACUCCCUCAUCGAACCUGAUGGCACACUUAGAAUCGUGAAUUAUUUCGCCGACAGUACUGGGUUUCAUGCUCGGGUUGAAAAACAGCCUGGAUUUUCUGCCCCUGUUCAAGUAGUGCAGGGAUCUCACGUGGUACCCGCUCAGGUACCAUUCAGACCAAUCCCACCUCCAGCUCACCCACAGCCUGUUGAGGUUACGGUUCCAGUUCAACAGCCCGUACAGGUUGAAGAAGUACUUCAACCCCAGCCUCAACCUGUAGAUGCUCCACAAAUUCCGGUCCAGCCUCAGCCACAGCCCCCACAGUUCCAACCUCAGCCACAGCCCCCACAAUUCCAGCCACAGCCCCCACAGGCUCCUCAGCAACCCCCGACUGCACAACCUCAACCACGCCCCCCACAAUUUCCAGCUCAACCUGAACCACAACCUCCACAGGUUCCUCAGCAGCCUCCAGCUCCACAACCUCAGCCACCAUUUCAGCCUCAGCCUCAACCUGAGGAAACGUUUGACGACGCGGAAAUUAUCGAGGCACGUUCAGGCCGUGGGUCCUCUGCCUCCGGUCGUGGAUCUUCCGUCUCGUUCCGAAGCAGCAGAAUGGGACAGCACGACUUUAACUUUUCCUUCUAAACUGCUCACAAAAAGAUGGGAAUAAACUCAACCUAUCCUCAAAGACUUGAUGAUGACAGAAAUGAAUGAUUAAUGGCUUCGUAAAUAUAGUUAAAGAGUAGGAUAAGAUGCUUAAACAAUUUGCAAAUGCAAAAUUUUCAGAAUGCUUUUAUAAUAAAAUAAAAAUAUUUUUCUGAGCUUUA